Molecule: messenger RNA, 1518 nt
Organism: Solanum lycopersicum (tomato)
Lineage: Eukaryota; Viridiplantae; Streptophyta; Magnoliopsida; Solanales; Solanaceae
Product: polygalacturonase-like
Biological process (GO): carbohydrate metabolic process
Molecular function (GO): polygalacturonase activity
Source: RefSeq, a predicted model, not a curated record
GAAAAAAAUAACAAUAAAAUGCCUAAGGCUUUAGUAACUUUUUGGUGUUGUGUCUUCUUUUCAUUUAGAUUCAUUUUCUUGAAUUCAAAUGCAUCAUCAAUAACAUACAACGUGUUAAAUUUUGGAGCAAAAUCAGAUGGCAAAAGUGAUGCAACUCAACCUUUUUUGAAAGCUUGGGUAGCCGCGUGCACCUCAGUGAAGGCGGCUACCAUUUAUGUUCCACGUGGAAAGUACUUGAUUAAGUCGAUUACUUUUAGAGGGCCGUGCAAAAAUAAAAUUACUGUAAAAAUUGAUGGAACCCUAGUGGCUCCAUCUGAUUAUAAUGCACUUGGCAACUCUGGCUACUGGAUUUUGUUCAUUAAGGUUAACCGGAUUUCGGUCAUCGGAGGAACUCUUGAUGGAAAUGGAGCUGGAUUUUGGGAUUGUAGGAAGUUAGGGAAGAAUUGUCCUGUUGGAGCUAGGUCUAUAACCUUCAACUGGGCAAAUGAUGUUGUGGUUAGUGGUUUAACAUCACUCAACAGCCAGUUAAUGCACUUGGUGAUUAAUAGUUGCAAGAAUGUUAUGGUUAAAAAUGUAAGAAUAAUAGCACCUGAUUUUAGUCCAAAUACUGAUGGAAUUCAUAUACAAUCUUCAAUUGGUGUUAUUAUUAGUGGCACAAGUAUUCAAACUGGAGAUGAUUGUAUAUCUAUUGGUCCUGCCACAAGAAAUCUUUGGAUGAACAAGAUUCAAUGUGGCCCUGGACAUGGUGUUAGCAUUGGAAGUCUAGCUAGAAAUUAUAAUGAAGAUGGCGUACAAAAUGUGACAUUAAUUAAUUCAGUGUUUACUGGAUCUGAUAAUGGAUUAAGGAUAAAGUCUUGGGCAAGGGCCAGCACCGGUUUUGUCACAAAUAUUAAUUAUCAAAAUAUUAUGAUGAAGAAUGUUGAUAAUCCAAUCAUUAUUGAUCAAAACUACUGCCCAAACAACCAAGGCUGUCCUAGCCAGGCUUCAGGCAUAAAGAUCAAUCAAGUGACAUACCAAAAUAUAUUUGGAACAUCAACAACACAAGUAGCAAUGAAUUUUGAAUGCAGUCCAAGCAAUCCAUGUAGUGAAAUCAAAAUACAAGACAUAAAACUUACUUAUUUGAAUAACAAAAAAGCUCAAUCUAUUUGCAAAAAUAUUAAAGGAAAUACUGAAGGAGUUAUUUUGCCUGAUAAUUGUUUAUUGUAACCCAACCUUUGGGUUUUUUUUAUUUUCAUUUUGGGAGGAAAGAGGCACAUGCUGGGACCAUUCUUUUUCUAUUGGAUUCCAAAUUGUUGUGCUAAUUAUUUAGCGGUAAUAAUCUAAUUGUUUGUUAUAUUAUUUUUAGCAAUAAUUAUGGAUAUUAGUAUUUAUAAUUUAUACUAAUUUAUAUAAAUGCAACUAAAGACUUUAGAGAUUCAGAAUACAAUAACAUCAACUCAAAUGCCGCUAAAUGCUUUUACAACAAUACAAAUAAAAAAUUUGUUACUACUAAAUACCGCUUUUGUUGUGAUGUAUUUG